Messenger RNA from Ictidomys tridecemlineatus (thirteen-lined ground squirrel), 2488 nucleotides. NCBI's taxonomy places the organism in Eukaryota, Metazoa, Chordata, Mammalia, Rodentia, Sciuridae. The record is from RefSeq and is a predicted model, not a curated record.
CUUCUUGUAAUUUGUUUCCUUAUUUCUUUGAGCCGUAGACCUCUAACAUAUCUAGAAAUGUCAUAGAGUUGAUUAGAUAGUCCAGUUCAGUGUGUGCAGACGUACAAGAUCAUACUCCUUCUGGUGAUGAUGUAUCGACCUGUAGGAUUUGGCACCCAAAACAGAAAGCUAAAGCCAUGGAUAAUUGCGCUUCUCAUUUUGUUGUCACUGACAGUGGUAGCACUGAUCAUUGGCCUUCUGACUCACUUCUUAGUGUCUGGUGAGAAAAUGGAAUACUAUCAUGGCACCUUUAAAAUUUCAGAUCUUCAAGUCAAUAGCAAUUCUGGACAAAAGAGCACAUACCAGUUGGAGCGCUUACGGGAGAUGAGCGAAAUUUUGGUGGAUGAAAUAUUUAUUAAUUCAGCCUUGAACAAGCACUAUAUCAAGAACCAAAUAAUCAGACUAACUCCAGAAAUAGAUGGUGUAAAAGCAGACAUCGUCAUGGUGUUCCAGUUCCCUUCUACUGAGCAAAGAACAGUAAGAGAGAAGAAAAUCCAUAGCAUCUUAAAUCAGAAGAUAAGAAAUGAAAGAGCCUUGCCAAUAGAUGUUUCCUCAGUUCAAGUUAAUGCAAUGAGCUCAUCAACAGGGAAGCUAACUGUCCAAGCAUGUUGCGGUAAACGAGCUGUUCCAUUAAUAGUCAAUAGAAUAAUGUCUGGAGAACUUGCAGACAAGGGUGCCUGGCCUUGGCAAGCUUCCCUUCAGCGAAGUAACAUCCAUCAAUGUGGGGCCACCUUGAUUAGUGACAGGUGGCUUGUCACUGCAGCACACUGCUUUAAAAAUAAUGCAAAUCCACGUCAAUGGACUGUUACUUUUGGAACAACAAUAAAUCCUCCCUUAAUGAAAAGAGAAGUAAAGAGAAUCAUUGUCCACGAGCGAUAUCACUCCCCAGCAAGGGAGUAUGACAUUGCCGUUGUGCAGUUCCAUCCUAGAGUCACCUUUUCAGAUGACAUACGCCGGAUUUGUUUGCCAGAAGCUUCUGCAUCCUUCCCACCAAAUUCCACUGUCUACAUCACAGGAUUUGGAGCACUUUAUUAUGGUGGGGAAUCGCAAAACAAUCUACGAGAAGCCAAAGUGAAGAUCAUAAGUAAUGAUGUGUGCAAGCAACCACAGGUGUAUGGCAAUGAUAUAAAAUUUGGAAUGUUCUGUGCUGGAUAUCUGGAAGGAAUUUAUGAUGCUUGCAGGGGUGAUUCUGGGGGACCAUUAGUUAUAAAAGAUCUUAAAGAUACCUGGUAUCUCAUUGGAAUUGUAAGCUGGGGAGAUAACUGUGGUCAAAAGAACAAACCUGGAGUCUACACACAAGUAACUUAUUACCGACGCUGGAUUGCUUCAAAAACAGGCCUCUAACUCACCAUAAAAGUUAAACAAAGAGCAUUGUAUACAGGUCAUACAUGUAUGAGAAUGUGGAUAUUCAGUGAGCUUUGUACAAUGAAGUGAUAUUCAAUGUUUGGAUCUGGCAACAUGAGAUAUAGAACAUGAUUUAUUUUACAAUCAUUUUAGUUAUUCAGUAAUCUAUUGCCAAUUUAUAAGGGAUAUUUAUUUGUAAAGUAAUGGGCCAUUUUACCUGGCUUGAAAAUUAGAGCAGAGAUAUUCAGCUCUUUAAAAUUAAUAAGUUGAAGUAUACGUGAGCUGCAAUACAAACUUUUUUUAAGAUCCCUUGUGAUAUAGUAUGUUUUUGUCAGGAUUUUCCCCUUAAAUGAGAAGCUUUCUGAACUUUCAAGGAGUUCAAGGAAUGUUUACAUAAUUUCCUGUCUCCUUUCCAGAGCUCAUAAGCUUCACAAGUACUUUUUUUUUUUAACUGCCAUGUUCUCCCAGGUUUUCUGCCAUGAGAAAUAAAUUUGCUAUUCUAAAUGCAUUUAGGGGACUUUCCUAAAGGAAAUUAUAUUUCACAAAGUCUGGUGGCAAAUUAAGACAAUAAUCUUCUAACUCAUAGUUGUGAAAACUUUUCUUUUUUGUAAUUUUUAACACGCACAUUCAUACUCAUACACACACAUAUUCUCAUACUACAGAUAUACUAAAAAAUCCAAUUAAUGUUUGAUAUAUGUAGUAAUUAUCUAAUCAAAAAUGUAUUUUGUUUUGAAAAUUUGGUGAAGGGUGAUAGUAGCUUUAUGAGCAGUCUCAGGCCAUUUUAAAAUGACAUUUUAAAGAUGCACUUACAUGUUUUGAUCACCAGGGGGAGAUUUUGUCCUUUAUUAUUGUAAGGUAAAAGGCCUGAAAGUAAUUUGAGAAUACUAAUACCUAAAAGAAUCAAAGAAAAUUGUCUUUCUCCAUAAGAAAGAAAAAUUUUUUCCCUUGUAUUUCUACAACCAAUGAGUUUCAAAAGUUCUUGACCUGAGUAUUGCCAUUUGGAAUUCUAGUUUUUAAAACAAGUUAAAAAAAAAAAAAGAUUUUGAGAACAUACCAAUAAAAUUCACAAAGUUUUCUGAAAAAGAAAAUACACUCCCUAAUUAAA